AUGAAAAAGAUUGAUUGUUUGAGGGGAUGUGCAUUUUCUGCAAUAAAAGUCCAUUCACCAAUAGCUAUAAUAGGAGGUGGAACUGCCGGAUUAAAUGUAGCAGCUCAAUUGAUAGCUGAUGGUCAUGCUAUUCCAUAGCAAAUUAGAAUUUUCGAGCCAUCUAAGAUUCAUGCUUAUUAACCAGGAUGGACCAUGAUUGGUGGCGGAUUGUGUGAUGUAAAAUAGACACUCAAGCCAAUGGAUUAAGUGUUUCCUAAGAAUAUUUCAGUUUCUGAUAGUGCUGUUACUAAAAUAAUUCCUUAAGAAAACCAAAUAGAAACAUUAGAUGGAGGGAUAUACACCUAUGAUCAAUUAGUAAUUGCAACUGGAAUUUCAACCGAUUUUGAUUCCAUCAAAGGCGCACGAAAAUACCUUGAGGAUUCAAAUGCUCCUGUUGCUUCAAUCUAUAAUUAUAAAUAUGCUGAAAAAAUGAAUAGACUUGUGCAGGAAUUUGAAGGAGGAAACAUAGUGUAUACUGAACCUCCUCUGCCAAUCAAAUGCGCAGGAGCUCCUUAAAAAAUUAUAUAUCUAUCUCAUGAUCGAUUGAAUAAAAGAGGAAUAAAAACACAUCAUCAUUUUUAUAAGACAGCUGGAGUUAUUUUUGGAGUUCCCAAAUAUGCUGAAAUCCUAACAGAAUUUUGCAAAACUAAAUAAAUAAAUUGCCAUUUUAAAUAGAAAUUGGUAGAAGUUUAAGAUCAUGUCGCCAUAUUUGAAAAUUAAGAUACUAAGGAAUUGAAAUCUGUCUCAUUUGAUUUAUUACAUCUAGUUCCACCUUAAACCCCUGGUUAAUUCAUAGCAAAAAGUGGUUUAGGAGAUUAAGCUGGAUUCACACAAGUCAAUCCUAAUACUUUGUAACAUGUGACCUACAAAAAUAUAUGGUCACUUGGAGAUUGUUCUUCUCUUCCAACUUCUAAGACAGCUGCUGCUGUUAUGGCCUAAACACCUGUUUUAGUUAAAAACUUAAUAAGAAGUUGGAAACUUAAACAAGAUCCGCUUCCAGGAUAUUUAGGAUAUACUUCAUGUCCCAUAUUUACAAGUUAAUCCAAAUUAUUACUGGCAGAGUUUAAAUAUAAUUCAGAACUUGAUGAAACUUUUCCUAUAUUUUAAUCAAACGAAAGUCGAUUGAUGUUCCACUUAAAAAAGGAUUUCUUUCCAUUUGCUUAUUGGUAGAUCAUGGUAAGAGGCUGGUGGGGAGGUAGAGAUGGUCUAAGAUUCUUUAAAGGAGCAUGAAAUUUCAUUUAUCUAUUAUGUUUUAAGUUAAAUAUAUAUUAAAUUAAAAAA
Messenger RNA from Paramecium tetraurelia, 1320 nucleotides. RefSeq lists its product as uncharacterized. Lineage: Eukaryota; Ciliophora; Oligohymenophorea; Peniculida; Parameciidae. The transcript has 5 exons. Gene Ontology annotation, molecular function: FAD binding; sulfide:quinone oxidoreductase activity. The record is from RefSeq and is a predicted model, not a curated record. Gene Ontology annotation, cellular component: mitochondrion.